AUGUCAUUCUAUACCUCCAGUUAUCAUUAUGUUAGAUUAUUCAUUCAUUUCUAUACUCUCACCAAGGCUUUCUGUCAUUGUUGUCAUUAUCCUUGUUAUUAUUCAUUCAUUUCUAUACCUUCACCAGAUACUUCUGUCAUUGAUCAUUAUCCUUUUAUUAUUCAUUCAUUUCCUUCCUACUUUGUCAUUGUUGAAAUACUUGCUGUCAUUGUUGGCGUUAUCCUUGUUAUUAUUCAUUCAUUUCUAUACCUUCACCAGAUACUUGCUGUCAUUGUUGUCAUUAUCCUUGUUAUUAUUCAUUCAUUUCUAUACCUUCACCAGAUACUUGCUGUCAUUGUUGUCAUUAUCCUUGUUAUUAUUCAUUCAUUUCCUUGCCUUCACCAGAUACUUGCUGUCAUUGUUGUCAUUAUCCUUGUUAUUAUUCAUUCAUUUCUAUACCUUCACCAGAUACUUGCUGUCAUUGUUGUCAUUAUCCUUGUUAUUAUUCAUUCAUUUCUAUACCUUCACCAGAUACUUGCUGUCAUUGUUGUCGUUAUCCUUGUUAUUAUUCAUUCAUUUCUAUACCUUCACCAGAUACUUGCUGUCAUUGUUGUCGUUAUCCUUGUUAUUAUUCAUUCAUUUAUAUACCUUCACCAGAUACUUGCUGUCAUUGUUAUCGUUAUCCUUGUUAUUAUUCAUUCAUUUCUAUACCUUCACCAGAUACUUGCUGUCAUUGUUAUCGUUAUCCUUGUUAUUAUUCAUUCAUUUCUAUACCUUCACCAGAUACUUGCUGUCAUUGUUAUCAUAUUAGCUUUCAUUGUUGUCAUUAUCCUUGUUAUUAUUCAUUCAUUUCUAUACCUUCACCAAAUACUUGCUGUCAUUGUUAUCGUUAUUCUUGUUAUUAUUCAUUCAUUUCUAUACCUUCACCAGAUACUUGCUGUAAUUGUUGUCGUUAUCCUUGUUAUUAUUCAUUCAUUUCUAUACUUUCACAAGAUAAUUGCUGUCAUUAUCCUUUUUAUUAUUCAUCAUUUUAUCAGAUACUUGCUAUACUUUGCUGUCAUUGUUAUUCAUUAUCCUUGUUAUUAUUCAUUUAUUUCCUAUCAUUCUUCACCAGAUACUUGCUGUCAUUGUUGUCAUUAUCCUUGUUAUUAUUCAUUCAUUUCUAUGCCUUCACCAGAUACUUGCUGUCAUUGUUGUCAUUAUCCUUGUUAUUAUUCAUUCAUUUCUAUGCCUUCACCAGAUACUUGCUGUCAUUGUUGUCAUUAUCCUUGUUAUUAUUCAUUCAUUUCUAUACUUUCACCAGAUACUUCUGUCAUUGUUGUCAUUAUCCUUUUUAUUAUUCAUUCAUUUCUAUGCCUUCACCAGAUACUUGCUGUCAUUGUUGUCAUUAUCCUUGUUAUUAUUCAUUCAUUUCUAUACCUUCACCAGAUACUUGCUGUCAUUGUUGUCAUUAUCCUUGUUAUUAUUCAUUCAUUUCUAUACCUUCACCAGAUACUUGCUGUCAUUGUUGUCGUUAUCCUUGUUAUUAUUCAUUCAUUUCUAUACCUUCACCAGAUAAUUGCUGUCAUUGUUAUCAUAUUAGCUUUCAUUGUUGUCAUUAUCCUUGUUAUUAUUCAUUCAUUUCUAUACCUUCACCAGAUACUUGCUGUCAUUGUUGUCGUUAUCCUUGUUAUUAUUCAUUCAUUUCUAUACCUUCACCAGAUACUUGCUGUCAUUGUUGUCAUUAUCCUUGUUAUUAUUCAUUCAUUUCUAUACCUUCACCAGAUACUUGCUGUCAUUGUUGUCGUUAUCCUUGUUAUUAUUCAUUCAUUUCUAUACCUUCACCAGAUACUUGCUGUCAUUGUUGUCGUUAUCCUUGUUAUUAUUAUUCAUUCAUUUCAUUGUUAUAUCCUUGUUAUUAUUUCAUUUCCACCUUCACCAGACUUGCUGUCAUUGUUGUCAUUAUCCUUGUUAUUAUUCAUUCAUUUCUAUACCUUCACCAGAUACUUGCUGUCAUUGUUGUCAUUAUCCUUGUUAUUAUUCAUUCAUUUCUAUACCUUCACAGAUACUUGCUGUCAUUGUUGUCAUUAUCCUUGUUAUUAUUCAUUCAUUUCUUAUACCUUCACCAGAUUCUUUACUUGCUGUCAUUGUUGUCAUUAUCCUUUGUUAUUAUUCAUUCAUUUCUAUACCUUCACCAGAUAUUUGCUAUAUUUUGCUGUCAUUGUUGUCAUUAUUAUUUAUUAUUCAUUCAUUUCUAUACCUUCACCAGAUUGUCAUUGUUGUCAUUAUCCUUGUUAUUAUUCAUUCAUUUACCUUCACCAGAUACUUGCUGUCAUUGUUGUCAUUAUCCUUGUUAUUAUUCAUUCAUUUCUAUACCUUCACCAGAUACUUGCUGUCAUUGUUGUCGUUAUCCUUGUUAUUAUUCAUUCAUUUCUAUACCUUCAACAGAUACUUGCUGUCAUUGUUAUCGUUAUCCUUGUUAUUAUUCAUUCAUUUCUAUACCUUCACCAGAUACUUGCUGUCAUAGUUGUCGUUAUCCUUGUUAUUAUUCAUUCAUUUCUAUACCUUCACCAGAUACUUGCUGUCAUUGUUAUCGUUAUCCUUGUUAUUAUUCAUUUAUUUCUAUAUUUUCACCAGAUACUUGCUGUCAUUGUUUAUCGUUAUCAUUCUUCUUAUUAUUCAUUUCAUUUCUAUGACUUCACCAGAUACUUUGUCAUAGUUGUCGUUAUCCUUGUUAUUAUUCAUUCAUUUCUAUAUCCUUUUUAUUAUUCCUUCACCAGAUACUUGCUGUCAUUGUCAUUCGUUAUUUGUUUAUUUUCGUUAUCCAUUAUACUUGCUGUCAUUGUUGUCGUUAUCCUUGUUAUUAUUCAUUCAUUUCUAUACCUUCACCAGAUACUUGCUGUCAUUGUUGUCAUUAUCCUUGUUAUUAUUCAUUCAUUUCUAUACCUUCACCAGAUACUUGCUGUCAUUGUUGUCAUUAUCCUUGUUAUUAUUCAUUCAUUUCUAUACCUUCACCAAAUACUUGCUGUCAUUGUUAUCGUUAUUCUUGUUAUUAUUCAUUCAUUUCUAUACCUUCACCAGAUACUUGCUGUCAUUGUUGUCGUUAUCCUUGUUAUUAUUCAUUCAUUUCUAUACCUUCACCAGAUACUUGCUGUCAUUGUUAUCGUUAUCCUUGUUAUUAUUCAUUCAUUUCUAUACCUUCACCAGAUACUUGUUAUUAUUCAUUGUUGUCGUUAUCCUUGUCAUUUAUUAUUCAUUCAUUUCUCAUAUACCUUCACCAGAUACUUGCUGUCAUUGUUAUCGUUAUCAUUGUUAUUAUUCAUUCAUUUCUAUACCUUCACCAGAUAUUUUUGUCAUUGUUAUCGUUAUCCUUGUUAUUAUUCAUUCAUUUCUAUACCUUCACCAGAUACUUGCUAUCAUUGUUAUCGUUAUACUUGUUAUUAUUCAUUCAUUUCUAUGCCUUCACCAGAUAAUUGCUGUCUGUUAUUAUUCAUUGUUGUCGCUGUUAUCGUUAUCUUAUUAUUAUUUCAUUCAGAUAUUUGUUAUCGUUAUCCUUGUUAUUAUUCAUUUCAUUUCUAUACCUUCCAGAUACUUGCUGUCAUUGUUGUCGUUAUCCUUGUUAUUAUUCAUUCAUUUCUAUACCUUCACCAGAUACUUGCUGUCAUUGUUGUCAUUAUCCUUGUUAUUAUUCAUUCAUUUCUAUACCUUCACCAGAUACUUGCUGUCAUUGUUAUCGUUAUCCUUGUUAUUAUUCAUUCAUUUCUAUGCCUUCACCAGAUACUUCAUUGUCAUUGUUGUCGUUAUCCUUGUUAUUAUUCAUUCAUUUCUAUACCUUCACCAGAUACUUGCUGUCAUUGUUGUCAUUGUUAUUCAUUCAUUUCAUUAUCUGUCAUUAUACUUGCUGUCAUUGUUGUCGUUAUCCUUGUUAUUAUUCAUUCAUUUCUAUACCUUCACCAGAUACUUGCAUUCUGUCAUUGUUAUUCAUUCAGUUCAUUCUUGUUAUUAUUUAUUCAUUCAUUUCUAUACCUUCAUUUCUAUGCCUUUCACCAGAUACUUGCUGUCAUUGUUGUCGUUAUCCUUGUUAUUAUUCAUUCAUUUCUAUACCUUCACCAGAUACUUGCUGUCAUUGUUGUCGUUAUCCUUGUUAUUAUUCAUUCAUUUCUAUACCUUCACCAGAUACUUGCUGUCAUUGUUAUCGUUAUCCUUGUUAUUAUUCAUUCAUUUCUAUACCUUCAACAGAUACUUGCUGUCAUUGUUGUCGUUAUCCUUGUUAUUAUUCAUUCAUUUCUAUACCUUCACCAGGUACUUUCUGUCAUUGUUGUCAUUAUCCUUGUUAUUAUUCAUUCAUUUCUAUACCUUCACCAGGUAUUUGCUGUCAUUGUUGUCGUUAUCCUUGUUAUUAUUCAUUCAUUUCUAUACCUUCACCAGAUACUUGCUGUCAUUAUACUUGCUUUCAUUGUUGUCAUUAUCCUUGUUAUUAUUCAUUCAUUUCUAUACCUUCACCAGAUACUUGCUGUCAUUGUUGUCGUUAUCCUUGUUAUUAUUCAUUCAUUUCUAUACCUUCACCAAAUACUUGCUGUCAUUGUUAUAGUUAUUCUUGUUAGUAUUCAUUCAUUUCUAUACCUUCACCAGAUACUUGCUGUCAUUGUUAUCGUUAUCCUUGUUAUUAUUCAUUCAUUUCUAUACCUUCACCAGAUACUGUCAUUGUCAUUGUCAUUUCAUUAUCAUUGUUAUUAUUCAUUCAUUUCUAUACCUUCACCAGAUACUUGCUGUCAUUGUUGUCGUUAUCCUUGUUAUUAUUCAUUUUCAUUUCUAUACCUUCACCAUUAUCCUUGUUAUUAUUCAUUCAUUUCUGUCAUUGUUGUUAUCGUUAUUCUUGUUAUUAUUCAUUUAUCCAUUUUGUUAUUAUUCAUUCAUUUCUAUAUUCCUUCACCAGUUGUCAUUAUCCUUGUUGUCAUUGUUGUCCUUGCCUUAUCCUUGUUAUUAUUCAUUCAUUUUAUUAUACCUUCACCAGAUACUUGCUGUCAUUGUUGUCGUUAUCCUUGUUAUUAUUCAUUCAUUUCUAUACCUUCACCAGAUACUUGCUGUCAUUGUUGUCAUUAUCCUUGUUAUUAUUCAUUCAUUUCUAUACCUUCACCAGAUACUGUCAUUGUUGUCAUUAUCCUUUGUUAUUAUUCAUUCAUUUCUUACCUUCACCAGAUACUUGCUGUCAUUGUUGUCGUUAUCCUUGUUAUUAUUCAUUCAUUUCAUUAUUUGUAUACCUUCACAGAUCAACAGAUACUUGCUGUCAUUGUUGUCGUUAUCCUUGUUAUUAUUCAUUCAUUUCUAUACCUUCACCAGAUACUUGCUGUCAUUGUUGUCGUUAUCCUUGUUAUUAUUCAUUCAUUUCUAUACCUUCACCAGAUACUUGCUCAUUCAUUGUUGUCAUUAUCCUUGUUAUUAUUCAUUCAUUUCUAUACCUUCACCAGAUACUUGCUAUACUUGCUGUCAUUGUUGUCGUUAUCCUUGUUAUUAUUCAUUCAUUUCUUUACCUUCACCAGAUACUUGCUGUCAUUGUUGUCAUUAUCCUUGUUAUUAUUCAUUCAUUUCUAUACCUUCACCAGAUACUUGCUGUCAUUGUUUGUCAUUAUCCUUGUUAUUAUUCAUUCAUUUUCUAUGCCUUCACCAGAUACUUGCUGUCAUUGUUGUCGUUAUCCUUUUAUUAUUCAUUCAUUUCUAUACCUUCAACAGAUACUUGCUGUCAUUGUUGUCGUUAUCCUUGUUAUUAUUCAUUCAUUUCUAUACCUUCAACAGAUACUUGCUGUCAUUGUUGUCAUUAUCCUUGUUAUUAUUCAUUCAUUUCUAUACCUUCACCAGAUACUUGCUGUCAUUGUUAUCGUUAUCCUUGUUAUUAUUCAUUCAUUUCUAUACCUUCACCAGAUACUUGCUGUCAUUGUUGUCAUUAUCCUUUUUAUUAUUCAUUCAUUUCUAUACCUUCACCAGAUACUUGCUGUCAUUGUUGUCAUUAUCCUUGUUAUUAUUCAUUCAUUUCUAUACCUUCACCAGAUACUUGCUGUCAUUGUUGUCAUUAUCCUUGUUAUUAUUCAUUCAUUUCUAUACCUUCACGAGAUCCUUUUCACUGUUGAGAGUGCCCUUCCUCUCAACUUGCUAACCAUUACCCUCUCUCUUUCUCCCUUAUAUUCCUACGUCUUCCGUACUUUUUUCUUUAUGAUUUUUUCUCUAUCUCUCCCUCCGUCUCUCCAACUCUUCCCUCCGUCUCUCUCUCUCCCACUCUCUCUCUCUCUCUCACUCUCUCUCUUUGUUUCUUAUCAUCGUUGUAGCUUUGUUGUUCCAACCAAUUUGGUAAGCCCGCCAACGCUAAUAGAUUUGUUGUUCGUUCUUUAA
This is a messenger RNA of Acanthosepion pharaonis, 6342 nucleotides long. NCBI's taxonomy places the organism in Eukaryota, Metazoa, Mollusca, Cephalopoda, Sepiida, Sepiidae. The record is from the annotation of a GenBank genome assembly.